AUGGCCUUAACUUCUUGGAAAACUUUCGAUUUCUUCGAAGUCAGCCAGGUUAAACCGCCAGAUGAAGAGAGUAAAUCCUUCUUCCAGAACAACGAAGUUAGCUGCGUAUGCUCCGGUUCCGAGAACCUCUUCGUUGGAAGUUAUGAUGGCGUUGUGCGAAUCUUGUCAUCGACUUUCAAGAUUCUGCGAACAUUCCAAGCACACGAUGUUGGGUCGAUAACACAUAUGAAACAAGUGGAAGGCACAUCUUUGCUAGUUACAAUAGCUGAAGAUUUAUCACACGAACCAAUUUUGAAAGUAUGGGCGCUGGACAAACCUGUGAAGAAGACGGGUCUACCGACAUGUCAAUCGACUUUGAGCAUCCAAAAUGGGCGGAAACAGUUUCCUAUAUCUGCGUUCACCGCAAUGGAUGACCUUUCACAACUGGCCGUGGGAUUUGGGAAUGGAGCAGUAACCGUCAUAAGAGGAGAUUUGAUCCAUGAUAGGGGAGCCAAGCAAAGAACAGUACACGAAUCCGAAGAACCAAUUACCGGACUUUCAUUUCGAGAAGAAGAACGACUCAUUAAUUUGUACAUCGCCACGACUUCACGUCUUGUGAAGCUUGUGAUUUCAGGAAGAGGCCAGGGUCAAUCAGCUCGACCUAUUGAAGAUUCUGGAUGCGGUGUGGGAUGUAUGACGGUGGAUGAAAAGAAUAGUGAUAUAUUGGUAGUCCGAGAGGAUGCUAUCUAUUACUAUAGAGUCGACGGCCGAAAUUCAUGUUAUGGUUACGAUGGUCCAAAAAGCUUGGUAGCAGUAUAUGGGGAUUAUGUUGCGAUAGUCUCGCCCCCCGCAACUUCGAGUGCGAUGAAAUCCAGUACCUUUCGGCGUUUUGGUGGGGCUCAGGCAGAUGAUCUAUUCAACACGUCGACAUUUACCUUAUUGGACACUGAUUUGAAAUUUGUGGCCCACUCGGAAUCUCUAGUUUCGCAAGUCAAAGAUCUAUUCAUAAUCUGGGGUGACUUAUUUACAUUGACACAAGAUGGGAAGAUACAUCGUUACCAUGAGAAACCAUUACAACAGAGACUUGAAACUCUGUACCAAAGGAAUCUCUACAUUCACGCUAUUAAUUUGGCUCAAAAGGCCGGUAUGAGUUCCAAGCAACAAAACAUGAUUUUCCGGAAAUCAGGAGACUUCUUAUAUCAGAAAGGGGACUAUGAUGGUGCCAUGCAACAAUACCUGAAAGCAAUUGAUAGCACCGAGCCAUCACAAGUUAUCCGAAAAUACCUUGAUACUCAACGCAUCCAUAAUUUGAUCGAGUAUCUUGAAGAGCUUCAUGAACAUCACAGAGCAACAGCUGAUCAUACUACUUUGCUUUUGAACUGUUACGCUAAAUUAAAAGACAUUGACAAACUGGAGAAGUUCAUCAAAUCCCCAGGUGACCUCAAAUUUGACCUUGACACCGCAAUUACGAUGUGCAGACAGGGUGGUUACUACGAACAAGCCGCAUACCUUGCAACAAAGCAUGGAGAACAUGAGUUAGUAGUGGAUAUAUUAAUUGAAGAUUCAAAACGAUACCCGGAAGCUUUACAGUAUAUCUGGCGAUUGGAUCCUGAUUCUACAUAUCCAAUUCUAAUGAAAUAUGCUAGAGUUCUGUUAGGAAACUGUCCAAAGGAUACAACACAGGUUUUCAUUGACUAUUACACGGGAAACUACAGGCCAAUGACAGAUAUCGUGAUUACCGCGGAAGCUCCUGUACAACAUGCUGGAUAUGCUGCUGGUGCUGCCGGUGCUGCCGUGAAUGCUGUUGUGAAUAUGAGAGAUUUAAUUCCGCUCCCUUUCAUGAAUACAUCUACCAUCACUUCACCAGCCACGGUAGGAAAUGUCAAUGCCGCACCAGCUGACGGUCAGGUUAUUGAAGAUCUUGAACCGCCACCACCAGCUUACAAUCCACCACAACCAAGGACUGCCUUCUCUUCUUUCGUGGAUCAUCCUGAGGAAUUCAUUGUAUUCUUGGAGGCAUGUCUCAAAGAACCGGGUCUGAAGGAACGUGAUAAGAUUGACCUUUACACCACUCUAUUUGAGAUGUAUCUACACAAAUCAAAUGAAAGGAACGGACGUAACCGAAAAGAGUGGGAAGGUAAAGCAAAGAAACUUAUUGAAGGUGAAGAUAUCCCGAUUGAUAUUUCGAACGUACUUUUACUUUCCCAUCUCUCCGAUUUCAAAGACGGGACUACUCUUGUUCGUGAACAAGCUGGUCUGCGUUUUGAUAUCUUUCGAUCAUACACUGCUGCAAAAGAUACUCGCGGAGCAAUCAAAGCUUUGCACAAGUAUGGUCCUGAUGAGCCGCAAUUAUAUCCAGCGGCCCUAGCAUAUUUUACAUCAGACUCGAAAAUUCUAGAAGAAGCUGGGGAUGAAUUGGAUGCCGUAUUAGAAAAGAUCGACACCGAUGGGCUCAUGGCCCCAUUGCAAGUGAUUCAGACAUUGAGUACCAACGCAGUAGCGACCAUGGGUAUGGUAAAAAUCUACCUUCAACAAACCAUCGAACGAGAACGAAAAGAAAUCGCAUCCAACCGCCGCCUCAUCAACUCUUAUCGCACCGACACUCAAACCAAACGACAAGAAAUCACCGAACUCUCCUCCAAACCUCAAACCUUCAACGCAACCCGCUGCUCUUUCUGCAGCACCCAAUUAGAUCUCCCGACGGUUCAUUUCCUCUGUAAGCAUAGUUUCCAUCAGAGAUGUCUCAAGAAUGAUGAUGAGGGUAAUGUGGAGGGAGACUGUCCUACGUGUAAAAAGGAAAAUGAUACGAUUAAGGCGAUAAGGAGGGCCCAGGAUGAGAGUGCCGAGAGACAUGAUUUGUUUAGGGAUGUGUUGGGGAGGAGUAGGGAUAAGUUUGCGACGGUGGCGGAGUUUUUUGGGAGGGGGGUUAUGGAGGUUCCUGGGGUGGAAUGA
Molecule: messenger RNA, 2931 nt
Organism: Sclerotinia borealis F-4128
Lineage: Eukaryota; Fungi; Ascomycota; Leotiomycetes; Helotiales; Sclerotiniaceae
Source: the annotation of a GenBank genome assembly